This is a messenger RNA of Nasonia vitripennis (jewel wasp), 402 nucleotides long. Its product is annotated as probable salivary secreted peptide. The transcript has a single exon. The coding region runs from base 1 to 402 and encodes 133 amino acids. NCBI's taxonomy places the organism in Eukaryota, Metazoa, Arthropoda, Insecta, Hymenoptera, Pteromalidae. The record is from RefSeq and is a predicted model, not a curated record.
AUGACUUCGUUCAAGACUCUCAGCCUGGUGGCGAUCGUCCUGGUCGUGGCUGCGACUGUCAGUUCGUCGCCGGUACCCUUGGAAAAGGUCGAGGUCUUCACGUCCAACGAUUUGGUGGUCGGCAGUAGACAGGCGAGAGACAGCCUUGUUUACACCGAGAGCAUCACCGAGAAGUUUUUGGUCAGCGGAAAGAAGCUCAUAAUCACCAGAAAUAUCCAGGUGCCCAACGGAUACGUCAUCACACAGGUCAGAGCUACGGACAAGGCUGCCGACGGAACCGGAGCUGAAGCUACCGUCAUUGGAGGUGGUCCCGACAUGGAAUUCAUUAGUUUGAGAUUCAAGAGUCAGAGGUGGCGUGGAAUCUACUUUGACAUUCAAGUUUACGCUAAGCCCAGAUACUAA